Messenger RNA from Tarenaya hassleriana, 976 nucleotides. Its product is annotated as CLAVATA3/ESR (CLE)-related protein 41. NCBI's taxonomy places the organism in Eukaryota, Viridiplantae, Streptophyta, Magnoliopsida, Brassicales, Cleomaceae. Bases 260 to 694 code for a protein of 144 amino acids. Gene Ontology annotation, molecular function: receptor serine/threonine kinase binding. The record is from RefSeq and is a predicted model, not a curated record. The transcript has a single exon. Gene Ontology annotation, biological process: xylem development. Gene Ontology annotation, cellular component: apoplast.
UAUGUCCAGUGAUGCCCGCAAAGGGACCAUUUCGUAAUUUUCACCCGGGGAUCCUCGAGGUGAUUAAAUUAAAGUGUGUGUGGAAUUUUGAACAUCUCUCUUCCUUUCACUUUAGCUGCUUCUUCCCUUCCCCCACCUCUCUCUCUCUCUCUCUCUCUCUCUCUUGUUCUUUCUUCUUCUUCUUCUUCCUUGGUCUUCUUCUUUUGCCUUUUUGUUCUGCUUUCUGCUUCAUACAAGCUCUGGUGUUCAUCACUGGUUCAUGGAUAUUGAACCCUCUUGGGAUCUUGGGGGGUGGUUUUUUCUUUUCAUAAAUUGCAUGGCAACAUCAAUUGACCAAACCAACAGUACCAAAUCACAUUCCGUUGUCCUUCUUCUCCUUCUUCUCAUAACAUCCUUCUUGUUUCUCGGUCUUCUUCUCAUCAUUAGCCCUACAAACCCAAUAGCUCAUAACCAAUCCUCGCACCGUAAAGGCUCUACGACCUCAUCAAAGGACACUAUGGCCUCAUCGUCGUCACCUUUCAAGAGGGUUCUUCUCGAAUCUUCGGCUCCGGCCUCAUCAACCAUGGCUUUCCAACCAAAGGCUCGCACCCGUUCACGAAAAGAACGUGCUUCUUCUUCUUCUUCGAAGAGGAGAGAUCAGUUUGGAGCCGAUGCACACGAAGUUCCAAGCGGUCCGAACCCGAUUUCGAACUAGGUGAGUUUUGUGAGUGGUGGUUCUCGAGAAAAGUGGGUUUGGAUGAGUCGCAAUAUAUAUAUGAGUUUAUAGAUAUAUAUGGAAGCUGGUCAUGGAGUUACUAGAGGUGAGAUUAUCAUGGAUUUAUUAUAUUUUUAAUGUAUUACUCGUCCUUCUUGUUUGUUUUGUUUCUAUAUAUAUUUUUUUUAAGUUAGAAAUGUAUAGAAAAGAAUCGGAUACUCUAUUUUUCAUGUGUAUUUAGCCGCCUAUUUCCUUUACUUAUAUAAAUAAUUCAAGAUGUUA